Molecule: messenger RNA, 1045 nt
Organism: Bicyclus anynana (squinting bush brown)
Lineage: Eukaryota; Metazoa; Arthropoda; Insecta; Lepidoptera; Nymphalidae
Product: zinc metalloproteinase nas-4
Exons: 7
Coding region: 1-879 (292 amino acids)
Biological process (GO): proteolysis
Molecular function (GO): zinc ion binding; metalloendopeptidase activity
Source: RefSeq, a predicted model, not a curated record
AUGCCUUUCCCCUCUAUACACGCCAAUGAUGAUGUGGAAGCUAAGCAUGCAGCCAAUCAUCAAGAUACUGAGCCACCUGCAUCCUUUGUAGAUGGACCAACAAAUCAUCUAGAUAUCUUUAGUGUGGACCCAGAACUAGGAGAACACUUCGAAGGUGACAUAUUACUCAGUCCAUAUCAAAAGCUAGCCAUUGAGACUGAUACGGAUCUCUCUGAGCGCAAUGGCCUUAUAUCCAGUACAAAGAGAUGGCCUAAUCGGACAGUUGUGUAUCAUAUUGUGCAGGAUGACUUCGACGAAGAACAACUACAGAUGAUUAAAGAUGCAAUGAAUGACAUUGCAAACAAGUCGUGUAUCAAAUUUCGACCGAAAGAGAAAGACGAGCAUGCUGUUACUAUUCAGGGGUCAGAAUGUGGUUGCUUUUCGAGCGUAGGCCUACAAAAUGAAGGGCAUAAAGAAGGUGACGAAGAACCGCAGCUGUUAAAUCUGUCUUCGAACUGCUUCAAAAAAUAUGGCACUAUUGUACAUGAAAUACUCCACACCCUCGGCUUCUACCAUAUGCAGAGCACGUAUGAUAGAGAUGAAUUUGUCAAAAUUGUUUGGGAGAACAUUGAACCAGGAAAGGAGCAUAAUUUUAAAAAAUAUACGGUCAAUACAGUUACUGACUUCGGUGUGUCGUACGAUUAUGGUAGCGUAAUGCAUUAUCCAGAAAAAGCUUUUAGCAACAAUGGCAAUAAAACCAUAAUUCCGUUACAGGAGAACGUGGAAAUUGGACAGAGAGAAGGCAUGUCUGAAAGCGAUGUUAUUAAACUGAACAGAAUGUACUGCGAAGAAUCCGGAGAACCAAUAAGUUACAUAACAGAUACAUUAAAAGAAAAAUAAGGCCAACACAUGCAACGAUUAAUAAAAAAGUUUCUUAACGCACAUGUCUAUUGUAAUAACCAAUGUUGUCAUUUGCAAUAAAACAUUCGUUUCAGUGUUCUAUUCUUCCUGCUAUAACUUAGUUUCAUUAUUAGUUAAGCACCUAUUACAACAAAACAUGCACAAC